UCGCUACUUUGUUAUCAUUUCAUGAUAUCUAGCCCUCCUUCGCUUCCUCCUUCGCCCACAAGCUGCAUGUUAUUCCCAUCCUGCCGAAACAGCAAUCACCAUUGAACUCUCUCCCGACUCUCAAAUACCCCCACCAUGAACAUCGUCGAAUGGGCCUUCGGCAAGCGCAUGACGCCCGCCGAGCGUCUGCGCAAACAUCAACGAGCGCUCGACCGGACCCAGCGCGAACUGGAUCGCGAACGAGUCAAGCUUGAGAACCAGGAGAAGAAGCUAGUCCAGGAUAUUAAGAAGAGCGCGAAGAAUGGACAGAUUGGUGCUUGUAAGAUCCAGGCGAAGGAUCUGGUGAGGACGAGGAGGUAUGUCCAGAAAUUCUACCAGAUGCGGACACAGUUACAGGCCAUUUCGCUGCGGAUUCAGACGGUACGAAGCAACGAACAAAUGAUGCAAUCCAUGAAAGGCGCAACGAUGUUACUAGGCAGCAUGAACCGACAGAUGAAUCUCCCCGCGUUGCAACGAAUCGCAAUGGAAUUCGAGCGAGAGAACGAUAUCAUGGAUCAACGACAGGAAAUGAUGGAUGAGGCGAUUGACGAAGCAACGGGAUUGGAAGGCGAGGAGGAAGAAGGCGAGGAUAUUGUCAAGGAAGUUCUUGAUGAGAUUGGUGUGGAUCUUAGCCAGGCGCUGGGAGAAACACCCACCGAUAUACAAAAGACGGCCGUGGGCGAGACGAGAGUUGCGCAAGCGGUGGGUGCUGGGGGUGGAGGUGGCGGUGGUGUGAAUACCAGUGACGAUGACUUGCAGGCGAGAUUGGAUAGUCUGCGGAGGUGAUGUGAUUCAUACUAGUUGUGAUAUGAUAGUAUGAGUUACAUUUAUUUGUUAUAGCUAUAAGCACUCUUUGCAGUUUGUUAUGCGGUUUUCGUGUUUCGAACGGCGUUAGGGUAACUGGGUUUGCAUUUAUUCCAUCCAUCCAUGAGCAAUUUGACUUGAGUCCAAUGAUACAGAUAUUAUUAUUGCCUGUUGUACGUAUGCUGAAGAAGUGAAAGAGAA
This is a messenger RNA of Aspergillus eucalypticola CBS 122712, 1044 nucleotides long. Its product is annotated as ESCRT-III subunit protein DID4. Gene Ontology annotation, biological process: endosome transport via multivesicular body sorting pathway; protein transport; late endosome to vacuole transport. Gene Ontology annotation, cellular component: ESCRT III complex; multivesicular body. The transcript has 5 exons. The record is from RefSeq and is a predicted model, not a curated record. NCBI's taxonomy places the organism in Eukaryota, Fungi, Ascomycota, Eurotiomycetes, Eurotiales, Aspergillaceae. Bases 136 to 825 code for a protein of 229 amino acids.